CCACAUGGAUCGUACAAAAUGGUGGACGAGUCGUCUUCGUUGAUGUUUAUAUUGUGUUGCUGGGGGUAUAUAUAGCGUAAAUUGUCGCAUAUAUAUAUAUAUAUAUAUAUAUAUACUUGGAUAUUUAACGUUGCGUAGGACCGGACCGGUCUAUGCAAAGAUACAGACUAUUUGACUUAUUUAUGUAAUUAGCAAACAAUUAGAUCGGAAGCCUUAAACACGGAGUUGUUGUUUUAAUUGUGUUUAGGGUUUGUUAUAAUUUGGUUUGUGUGUUUCGUCUGUUUCUGCAAUAAUAAUAAUAAUGUUUGCCAUUAGCACACAGAAAUCACAUUGGACAUUUGACUCGGACUCGGCUCUCACACGGCUGAGAAGAAAAGCUCACGAUGAUUACGUUGAAAGCCAUCGAGGGUCAAUCUCGGAUGAAGAUCUUGAAGCAGUUCUCUUUACUUAUGAAGAGGAAUACAUACUUGCCCGUCAUUAUGAGUUCAUCAUGAAAGAAUUCUGCAAUCGUUUCCAGCCACCAAUGCCGAAAUAUGUUUUGGGAACAGCCAUGACAUAUUUCAAAAGGUUUUAUCUUUACAAUUCAGUUAUGGAUUUCCAUCCUCGUGAUAUCACGUUAACGAGUGUAUAUUUAGCAAGCAAAGUGGAAGAAUUCAAUGUGUCUAUCAACCAGUUUGUUGGGAAUCUGAAAGGAGAUCGGGACAAAUUUGCUAACGUUAUUCUUGGAUUUGAAUUGUUACUCAUGGAGAAGCUGUCCUAUCAUUUGACUGUCCACAAUCCUUUCCGUCCUCUUGAAGGUUUUCUCAUUGAUAUGAAGACAAACUGUCAGACUUGUAGUGAUCCAGAAAUACUACGACAACAAGCUGAAGAAUUUUUAGAAAAAUCCAUGUUAACUGAUAUCUGUCUGUUGGUUUCCCCAGCCCAGAUAUCAUUAGCUGCUAUUUUGGACAGUUGUUCUUUAAAAAACAUUGACAUUAUGAGUUAUGUCACAUCAAUUUUAAUGAAAGGAGCUGAAUCAGAUCAGAAGAAGCGAGCAAUGCAACAAAUUAAAUUAAUUCAAAUAACGGUGAACAAUCAAAACAGCUUGAAGAGGGAACACAUCCGACAGUUGGAGAAGAAGUUGGAAAAAUGUCGUAACCAGGAAAACAAUCCGGACAGUGAAGUUUACAAGAAAAAAAUGCAAGAGAUGUUUGAAGAUGAGAAACUCUAGUGUUUACUUCAGACUUUUGGUGACAUGCUUGGGAAACAUUGGUCAAAGUUUGAUGUAGGACUCCUUAUAUUGUAGGGGUUGUUGGCUUAUCACUUUGUCUUUGGCAUCAACUGGGAAAAAUAUCCCAAACUUACUUGAAAAAGAAUACAAUUCAAUAACUGAGGAAUGCUUUCCAUUGA
This is a messenger RNA of Octopus sinensis (East Asian common octopus), 1389 nucleotides long. Its product is annotated as cyclin-H. The coding region runs from base 302 to 1210 and encodes 302 amino acids. NCBI's taxonomy places the organism in Eukaryota, Metazoa, Mollusca, Cephalopoda, Octopoda, Octopodidae. The record is from RefSeq and is a predicted model, not a curated record. Gene Ontology annotation, cellular component: nucleus; transcription factor TFIIK complex. Gene Ontology annotation, biological process: DNA-templated transcription; regulation of cyclin-dependent protein serine/threonine kinase activity; regulation of transcription by RNA polymerase II. The transcript has 10 exons. Gene Ontology annotation, molecular function: cyclin-dependent protein serine/threonine kinase regulator activity.